Fusarium venenatum is the source of this 1266-nucleotide messenger RNA. RefSeq lists its product as uncharacterized. The record is from RefSeq and is a predicted model, not a curated record. Gene Ontology annotation, cellular component: nucleus. Gene Ontology annotation, molecular function: zinc ion binding; dioxygenase activity. Gene Ontology annotation, biological process: DNA alkylation repair; DNA repair. Lineage: Eukaryota; Fungi; Ascomycota; Sordariomycetes; Hypocreales; Nectriaceae.
AUGAAGGCCUUUUUGACUCGCACAAAACGGAAAGCAUCUCCAGGACCGCAAACAGAGAACGCGGAGCCAGAAGAGCCAACCGAAGUCAAAUUAGCAUUGCUAUCGUCGUUACACCCACAGCUCGACCAAGAAUACUUGCUCGAUAUCUUACUGGCCCAUGAUGGAUCCGUAUCUGAAGCCGCCACAUCUCUCAAAAUUCAGAAACCCAUGAAGAAGGGUCCCCGCGUUGUUGGACAUCAGCAAUCCUUAAAACAAUUUACUUCCACAAGUGAUUCUAGUUCCUUGAAUAGUACACCUAAAAAGAAGCUCAAGUCGAAAGCGGGGAGUACACUGCAUCUGUACGACCCUGAAGACAUUGCUGAGCAUACCCCAUGUACCAUCAUUCACAAUUUCUUACACCCUGAGGAUGCCAAUCGGUUGCUAGAAGAGCUAUUAGAGGAAUCAAAAACUUUCGAAAAGAUCACAUUCCAGCUAUUUGAGAACGCGGUUUCUAGCCCUCAUACAUCUAGCUUCUACGUCGAAAGCUACGACGAGAUACAACGCCAGAAAACGGAGUAUCACUAUAACGGCGGUCGACUCACGGAUGUUCGGCGUAUCACACCUCAGCUCGUCAGCGUGAAACCAAAAGUUCAGGAAGCCGUCAACGCCGAGAUUCAGAAACGAAUCAAGACUCGAUAUCCUGGGGGCAAGAAGUUGAAAUAUCAAUCUCCAAACCCUUGGGUUCCGAACUCGGCAUUUGUCAACGCCUACACAGGCCCGCAGCAAAAUGUCGGCUGGCAUAGUGAUCAUUUAACGUACCUCGGACCAAGAGCGGUCAUUGGGUCCAUCUCCCUGGGCGUCGCUCGCGAAUUCCGUGUUAGAAGGAUACUUCCCAAGGAUGGCGACAGCAAAACGGCCCAGGACCGAGAUGCGGAGGGACAAAUAUCGAUCCAUCUUCCUCAUAACUCACUCUUGGUAAUGCAUGCUGAGAUGCAAGAGGAAUGGAAGCACAGCAUUGCACCAGCGUUAUCGAUCGAUUCUCAUCCCAUUUCAGGGACAACCCGUAUCAACAUUACAUACCGAGACUAUCGCGCCAAUAUGCACCCAAAGCUCACCCCUAAAUGCCGGUGUGGGCUGCCAUGCGUGCUUAGGGUAGUGACAAAGAAGAAAGAUAAUUUUGGGAGAUACUUUUGGAUGUGCUAUGCCAAUUCUCCGGGACAAGAGAAUUGUGGUUUCUUUCAGUGGGCUGAGUUUGACGAAGAUGGGAACCCCCAGUUCAAGAAGUAG